This is a messenger RNA of Miscanthus lutarioriparius, 420 nucleotides long. Lineage: Eukaryota; Viridiplantae; Streptophyta; Magnoliopsida; Poales; Poaceae. The record is from the annotation of a GenBank genome assembly.
AUGGCCGCCCACGGCAAGCCCAAGCUAGCCGGACCGCCCCCGCCCCCGCCCCCACCUCCGCCGCCGCCCGAGGCGAGGAAGGGCUUCAUGCGCCGCAUGCUCCCUUUCCUCCUAGCCGCCAACCUCUUUGGCGGAGCUUAUGUACUCGUGCGGAGCUACAGAAAGGACUCAGGAAAGGACUCAACCACUGAUCCUGCUACUGCAUCUGCUGCAACUGCUGGGAAGCCUGCCGAACCAGUCUCUGUGCCCAGAAAGGAGCUCCCACCAAUCCCUGAAGAUGACCAGCGCAAGCUCUACAAAUGGAUGCUGGAAGAGAAGCGGAAGAUCAAGCCACGCAAUGCUGCCGAGAAGAAGAAACUUGAUGAGGAGAAGGCCCUUCUCAAGGAGUUCAUCCGAGCAGGAUCCCUCCCAAGCUUAUGA